Schizophyllum commune H4-8 is the source of this 1620-nucleotide messenger RNA. Its product is annotated as ERG4/ERG24 ergosterol biosynthesis protein. Gene Ontology annotation, molecular function: Delta24(24-1) sterol reductase activity. The transcript has 9 exons. Lineage: Eukaryota; Fungi; Basidiomycota; Agaricomycetes; Agaricales; Schizophyllaceae. Gene Ontology annotation, biological process: ergosterol biosynthetic process. The record is from RefSeq and is a predicted model, not a curated record. Gene Ontology annotation, cellular component: endoplasmic reticulum membrane. Bases 34 to 1473 code for a protein of 479 amino acids.
GCCUUCUUCUCUUCACUGCGAACGACGACGACCAUGUCCGACCUCAGGCAGCGGACGAACGGCAAGGCCAACGGGAAUGGCACGGCAAACGGCAAUGGGCAGCCCAAGGUCGUCGUGACCGAGGAGGGCAAGAAGCUCGACCAGCGGCUCGACAAGCACGAGAGCUAUGAAUUCGGCGGCCCAUGGGGUGUACUGGCAAUCAUGACGGGUUUCCCGAUGCUCAUGUACUACCUCUGGAUAUGCCUCUGGUUCUACGACGGCCGGCUUGUCUACCCAAAAUCGACGGACGACAUUGUCCCCUUCCUCCAGCGCAUGUGGUACCAUGUCAGCGUUGACGCCUUCCCCAACGCCUACGCCUGGAAGGUCUACUCUGGAAACAUCUUCUUCCAGCUUUUCCUCGCCUGGGUCAUGCCCGGCUUCAAGCAAGAAGGUCUCCCCGUCCCCUCCCUCGGCUACAAGACCCUGAUCUACAACUGCAACGCCCUCUGGUCCCUCUACGCGACCAUGGCCACUGCCGCCGCCCUUCACCUCUCCGGCAUCUUCCGCCUCACCGAGAUUAUCGACAACUACGGUCCCCUCAUGACGGUCGCGAUGAUCUGGGGCUUCGCGGUGUCGUUUGGAAUGUACUUCAUCGCGAUUGCGACUGGCACGCAGAUGCGCAUGUCGGGCAACUUCAUCUACGAUGUGUUCAUGGGCGCGUCGUUGAACCCGCGCAUCGGGCCUAUCGACCUGAAGAUGUGGGCUGAGGUCCGCAUUCCGUGGGUCAUUGUGUUCUUCCUGGCGGUUUCGGGCGCGUGCAAGCAGUACGAGGUCUAUGGCUACGUGACGCCGAACAUGGCCUUCAUGUGCCUCGCUACCUGGUUCUACAUCAACGCUUGCGCUAAGGGUGAGGAGUGCAUCCCGCAGACCUGGGAUAUGUACCACGAGAAGUGGGGCUUCAUGGUCAUCUUCUGGAACCUUGCUGGCGUCCCCUUCUCCUACGUGUACUCCGUCGUCUACAUGGCUUCGCAUGACCCAUCAAAGUACCGCUUCUCGACGCCGACGUAUGUGCUGCUAUACGGCACGCUGAUCACCGCCUACUACAUCUGGGACACCGCGAUGGCGCAGAAGAGCCACUUCAAGAUGCAGCAACAGGGUAUCACCGAGUUCCGCAAGGCCUUCCCGCAAUUGCCUGGCAAUACGGUCAAGAACCCGACGUACAUCCAGACGAAGCAUGGCAACAAGCUGCUCACCUCAGGCUGGUGGGCCUACAGCCGCAAGCCGAACUACGUCGCGGACUGGAUCAUGAGUUUCACCUGGGGCGCGUGCAUCGGCACCGCGUCCAUCAUCCCCUACUUCUACUCCGUCUUCUUCAUCACGGUGCUCAUCCAUCGUUGCGGGCGUGACUUUGAGCGGUGCUCAAUCAAGUACGGCGAGGACUGGCAGCGCUACUGCAAGGUCGUACCGUACAAGUUCAUCCCCUACGUCUAUUAGAUGUAGAUGGGCGAUUGACGCGGUUUGCCUUGUGAAGGGGCAACCUACGAUACUCACGUUCUUGACGCGAGAGAAAAUGCUACUACAGUACAUACUACUCAUCUUGGAGUAUAACUUAAUAAAUGUACCGCGUAUCUUGAAGCUCCA